GUGUGUGUGUGUGUGUGUGUGUUUUUUUUUCCUCUUUCUUUCCCAAGGGGGUCAUCAUUUGAAGACAUGGAUGACAUCAAGAAGAUCCCGGAAGAAUCUUCCCAAGAAUAUAUCAAAUCAUGUCAAAAAAGGCCAAGUGUUUUGUGGUUGCUCGUCUGCGUGCCCUGCGAUUGGCCGGCGACCUGUUCAGGGUGUACCCAGCCUACUGCCCGAAGACGGCUGGGAAAGGCUCCAGCAUGCCCCGCGACCCUUGUGAGGAGAAAUCAGAAAAUUGAUGGAUGGAUAAAAAGACACCAUUUCAGCUUGUUGUUCAAGUCGGCGAAUGUGCUUGUGUCGACCUCGGGAACGCUUACCAUGGAACCGGAGGGGAACAACCGGCUCCUGCAAGACGUGCUGGCCAGACCGGACAACGAGACGUGCGCGGACUGCGGAAACCCAGAGCCAGACUGGGCAUCACUGACACUGGGUGUGUUUGUUUGCCAGGCCUGCUCGCUCCUUCAUCGCGGCAUCCCGCACAUCAGCAGGGUCAAGUCGAUUCAGGACACGUGGGAAGCCAGCGAUGUGGAGCUUCUAGCAGAUUUGGGAAACAAUGUCGCUAAGGCCAAAUAUGAGCAGAAUGUUCCGGCUUUCUACUACAGACCAACGCACACUGACUGCAAGAUGCUAAGGGAGCAAUGGAUCCGAGCCAAGUACGAGAGGAAUGAAUUUGAGUUCAUCGAGAAGCAAGAACCUUACACUGCAGGAUACCGUGAGGGGUUUCUAUGGAAACGAGGACGAGACAACGGUCAGUUUCUCAGCCGAAAGUUCAUCUUGUCCGAGAGGGAGGGGGCCCUCAAAUACUUCAACAAGCAGGAUGCUAGGGAUCCCAAGGCAGUUAUGAAAAUCGAAACGCUCAACGCCACCUUCCAACCGGCCAAGAUUGGCAACCCCUGCGGCCUGCAGAUCACCUACCUGAAAGACAACAGCACAAGGAACAUCUUUGUCUACCACAGCGACCCUAAGGAAAUGGUCGACUGGUUCAAUGCAAUCAGAGCGGCAAGGUUCCACUACCUCCAAGUGGCCUUCCCUGGAGCAAGUAAUGAGGAGCUGGUGCCGAAAUUGACCCGAAACUUCAUGAAGGAAGGCUUCAUGGAGAAAACAGGCCCAAAGCACACAGAGGGCUUCAAGAAGAGGUGGUUCACUAUGGACGACCGACGACUGAUGUAUUUUAAAGACCCCUUGGACGCCUACGCUCGCGGCGAAGUGUUCAUCGGCAGUAAGGAGAACAGUUACACCGUUUUGCCUGGCCUGCCCUCAACCAUUCAAGGCUACCACUGGAAUCACGGCAUCACUAUCGUCACGCCAGACAGGAAGUUCCUGUUUGCCUGCGAGACUGAGGCUGAGCAACGAGACUGGAUCGCGGCCUUUCAGAGAGUCAUGAAUCGACCGAUGAGGCCCCAGGAAUACGCAGUGGAGGCUCAUUUUAAACACAAACCUUGAGGCCUUAGAAAAAAGCAAGACCGCAGCAGGAUUUGACCUGGUCACUUUGGGAUCAAAAACAGACCACGGACUGUGGCUUGAGGCAAGGGGUGGGCGUUUCCAGAAGUGGGUUGACCACCAUGAGGAAAGAUAAGUCACACAAGGCAGGUUGACAUCAUUGAACCCGUUAUGUAGAAAACGAACAUGGGACUCAAUGCUCCUUCAGCUGAUGUGAGGACAAAGAGUUUUUUUUGCAGGAACCUGUGGGAGACAUGUCGUCCCUGUCCUGGAAUUUUGUCUUGUGAAUGGUUUCACCUCCCUCAACUCUCAUGUCAUGAAUUGAUAUUUACCCAGGUUGAAUCAUAUUGCAUUGUUGAUUUAUCGACUGUAGGGUGUGUGUGUGUGCGUGUAUGUGGGUACAUUUUGAAAUGAGUUGGAAACCAUGCUAAACCUAUAUCUGCAAAGUACUGUUGAUCACAAAUAUGCAUUCAAAACACAAAUUCUCAGUGACUGGUCGCUUUUUAACAUAGCUGCGGGAAAGUUCUUUUUAAGCCUAUCCAGUAUAUGACAGCUGUUGCCUUUGUUUGUUCUCUUGAACUCAUUGUGAAACUGUUACUGAUGCGUUGAAGGAUUGUAAUGUGAUGGGACUGUGUUUACGAGUGUUUUAUUUAUUUGCCCUUUUUUAAACGAUGAUGAUCAUUUAAUCACAGUAAUUGUUUGUUUUACUAUAAAAACCUAAUACAUAUGAACGUGUAAUGUGUUUGUUGUCUGUGUACACUCCUAAAAAAACUUUGUUGUUGGCUUUUCAGUCAGCUUUCUCAGUCA
Molecule: messenger RNA, 2283 nt
Organism: Hippocampus comes (tiger tail seahorse)
Lineage: Eukaryota; Metazoa; Chordata; Actinopteri; Syngnathiformes; Syngnathidae
Product: arf-GAP with dual PH domain-containing protein 1
Exons: 13
Coding region: 67-1479 (470 amino acids)
Biological process (GO): positive regulation of GTPase activity
Cellular component (GO): intracellular membrane-bounded organelle; cytoplasm; plasma membrane
Molecular function (GO): phosphatidylinositol-3,4,5-trisphosphate binding; phosphatidylinositol bisphosphate binding; GTPase activator activity
Source: RefSeq, a predicted model, not a curated record